Molecule: messenger RNA, 8135 nt
Organism: Pseudophryne corroboree (corroboree frog)
Lineage: Eukaryota; Metazoa; Chordata; Amphibia; Anura; Myobatrachidae
Gene: MTOR
Product: mechanistic target of rapamycin kinase
Exons: 59
Coding region: 214-7785 (2523 amino acids)
Biological process (GO): negative regulation of macroautophagy; protein phosphorylation; TOR signaling
Cellular component (GO): TORC1 complex; TORC2 complex; nucleus
Molecular function (GO): protein-containing complex binding; protein binding; protein serine/threonine kinase activity
Source: RefSeq, a predicted model, not a curated record
GGUAGGAACGGAUGUGACUAGGAACGUUCGGCUCCGGGUCCUCGCUGUCUGGCUGCUGCACACACGGAGCCGGAAGUGACUGGCGGAGGCGGAGCUCGGUCCGGUUACGGUGUCUCGGCGGGAUGGCUGAAAGGUGACCGGGAGGAAGUGGCCGCGGUGUAAUGACGGUCCCUGUGACAUCACCUGUGUAGGGUCUCCCGGUCCUGCUUACCCAUGGCCCAAGCCAGCAUGUCCGGCAUAAUGACAAUGCUGCAGCAAUUUGCCAAUGGCUUGAGGAGCAAAAAUGAGGAUGCUCGCACCAAGGCAGCCAAGGAUCUGCAGCACUAUGUCACCACCGAGCUCCGAGAGGUGAGCCAGGAGGAGGCGACGCAGUUCUAUGACGAGCUCAAUCAUUUUAUCUUUGAGUUUGUUUCCAGCUCUGAUGUGAGCGAGAGGAAAGGCGGAAUCCUGGCUAUAGUUUUCCUUUCCCUCACAGUGAGCCUGAUCGGGGUUGAGGGCGGAAAUGCCACCCGAAUUAGCCGGUUUGCCAACUACCUGCGUAACCUGCUCCCCUCCAGCGACACUGCGGUCAUGGAAAUGGCUUCCAAAGCGAUGGGGCGGCUUGCCAUGGCGGGGGAUACGUUCACCGCCGAGUAUGUGGAGUUUGAGGUGAAACGCGCCUUGGAGUGGCUGGGAGCCGACCGGAACGAAGGACGUAGACACGCAGCGGUGCUAGUACUGAGGGAGCUCGCUGUCAGUGCGCCCACCUUCUUCUUCCAGCAAGUGCAGCCGUUCUUUGACAGUAUUUUCUAUGGCGUCUGGGAUUCUAAGCAGGCAAUUCGGGAGGGGGCAGUGGCGGCCCUCAGAGCCUGUCUGAUCCUGACCACACAGCGGGAGCCCAAGGAGCUGCAGAAACCCCAGUGGUACAGGCAAACGUACGAGGAAGCUGAGCGAGGGUUUGAUGAGACGUUGUCUAAGGAGAAGGGAAUGAACCGAGAUGAUCGCAUCCACGGAGCUCUCCUGAUUAUUAACGAGUUAGUGCGAAUCAGCAGCAUGGAAGGCGAGCGUCUGAGAGAAGAGAUGGAGGAGAUUACCCAGCAGCAGCUAGUACACGACAAGCAUUGCAAGGACCUCAUGACCUUCGGCUUGAAGCCGCGGCAUAUCACCCCUUUUGCCAGUUUCCAGUCGGUGCAGCCCCAGCCUUCCAAUGCUUUGCUGAGCCUCUUAGGGUACACAGGGCAGCAGGGGAUCCUGGGAUACGGUUCUGCGCCGAUGCCGGACAAAUCCACUUUGGUGGAAAGCCGCACCUGCCGGGAGCUAGUAGAAGAGAAGUUUGAUCAGAUUUGUCGUUGGGUCUUAAAGUGCAGAAGUAGUAAAAACCCUCUAAUUCAGAUGACGAUUUUGCAUGUUCUUCCACGUCUGGCGGCCUUCAGACCCUCUGCAUUCACAGCGGAUCAGUACCUUCCGGACACCAUGAGCCACCUGCUGAGCUGUGUGCGCAAGGAGAAAGAGCGCACAGUGGCCUUCCAAGCUCUGGGGCUCAUUUCUGUAGCCGUCAGGUCAGAGAUUCGUUGUUAUCUGCCCAAGAUCCUGGAACACGUGAAAUCUGCACUGCCCCCUAAAGACUUUGCUCACAAGAGGCAGAAGUCUGUGCAGGUGGACGCCACGGUGUUUACGUGUGUCAGUAUGUUGGCUCGGGCGAUGGGUCCCGCCAUGCAGCAGGACAUUAAGGAGCUGCUGGAACCCAUGUUGUCCGUUGGACUGAGCCCUGCCCUGACCGCUGUGCUGUAUGACCUGAGCCGCCAUAUCCCUCAGCUGAAGAAGGACAUCCAGGACGGGCUGCUGAAGAUGCUUUCCUUGGUUCUUAUGCACAAACCUCUUCGCCAUCCGGGCAUGCCCAAAGGCCUGGCACACCAGCUGUCCUCUCCCAGCCUCACCAAUAUCCCUGAAUCCAGCGAUGUGGGCAGCAUUACGCUGGCUCUUCGCACCCUGGGCACCUUUGAGUUUGAAGGUCACUCGUUGACCCAGUUUGUGCGUCAUUGCGCUGACCACUUCCUCAAUAGUGAGCACAAGGAAAUUCGGAUGGAAGCUGCCCGCACCUGCUCCCGCCUGCUCACACCCUCUAUCCAGCUGCUCAGCGGACAUGGACACGUGAGUCAGACCGCUGUGCAGGUUGUGGCUGAUGUGCUGAGCAAGCUGCUGGUGGUGGGAAUCACAGACCCAGAUCCCGAUAUCCGCUACUGUGUCCUGGCGUCAUUAGACGAGCGCUUCGACUCGCACCUCGCCCAGGCAGAGAACCUGCAGGCUUUGUUUGUCGCCCUGAAUGAUGAGGUGUUUGAGAUACGGGAGCUGGCAAUCUGCACCAUCGGCCGCCUCAGCAGCAUGAACCCGGCCUUUGUCAUGCCGUUCCUGCGCAAGAUGCUGAUCCAGAUUCUGACGGAGUUGGAGCACAGCGGUGUGGGGAGGAACAAGGAGCAGAGCGCCCGUAUGCUGGGACAUCUGGUAUCUAAUGCACCACGACUGAUCCGCCCUUACAUGGAGCCCAUUCUUAAGGCUCUAAUCCUAAAGUUGCGUGACCCAGAUCCCAACCCUGGUGUUGUGACAAACGUUCUGGCAACGAUCGGAGAGCUCGCCCAAGUCAGUGGCUUGGAGAUGAGGAAGUGGAUGGAUGAGCUAUUCCCUAUCAUUAUGGAUAUGUUACAGGACUCCUCCUUGCUGGCUAAGAGACAGGUUGCCCUGUGGACUCUGGGACAGCUGGUGGCCAGCACCGGAUAUGUGGUGGAACCUUACAGGAAGUACCCGUCUCUGCUUGAGGUGCUGCUCAAUUUCCUGAAGACUGAACAGAACCAGGGCAUCCGCCGUGAGGCUAUCCGUGUGCUGGGCCUCCUGGGGGCUUUGGAUCCAUACAAACACAAAGUAAAUAUCGGAAUGAUUGACCAAUCCAGAGAUGCUUCAGCUCUAAGUUUGUCCGAGUCUAAGACCAACCAGGAUUCCGCUGAUUAUAGCACCAGUGAAAUGCUGGUGAACAUGGGGAACUUGCCCUUAGAUGAGUUCUACCCUGCGGUGUCUGUGGUCACACUCAUGCGGAUUCUUAGGGACCAGUCGCUGUCCAACCAUCACACCAUGGUAGUACAAGCCAUCACCUUCAUCUUCAAGUCUCUAGGACUGAAAUGUGUGCAGUUUCUGCCGCAGGUGAUGCCGACUUUCCUGAGCGUUAUCCGCUUGUGUGACAACAACGUACGAGAGUCUCAUCAACCUUCUCCUCAAAAGAGGACAGGACUGAUGUCACCUCAGUUCAUGUUCCAGCAGUUGGGAAUGUUGGUUUCCUUUGUGCGCAGCCAUAUUCGCCCUUACAUGGAGGAGAUAUUCGCCUUGAUCAGAGACUACUGGACCAUGAAUAACCCCAUUCAGAGUACCAUUAUUCUGCUGAUCGAGCAGAUUGUGCUGGCUCUGGGAGGAGAGUUCAAGCUGUAUCUGCCGCAGCUCAUCCCUCACAUGCUCCGCGUCUUCAUGCAUGACAGUAGCGCCGGCCGCUCCGUGACGAUAAAGCUGCUGAAUGCUAUCCAGAUGUUUGGGGCCAAUUUAGACGAUUACUUGCACCUCCUGUUACCGCCCAUCGUGAAGCUCUUUGAUGCGCUAGACUCUCCUUUACCAGCUCGGAAGGUGGCUCUGGAGACUGUGGAUCGUUUGACAGAAUCGCUGGAUUUCACAGAUUACGCCUCCAGAAUAAUCCAUCCUAUUGUCCGCACACUUGACGUCAGCCCUGAGCUGAGACAGAGCGCCAUGGACACACUUUCCUCGUUGGUCUUCCAGCUGGGGAAGAAGUUCCAGAUAUUUAUUCCAAUGGUGAACAAGGUGCUGCUGAAACACCGAAUCUUACACCAGCGCUAUGAAGUCCUUACAUGCAGGAUCUUAAAGGGGUAUACUCUCGCUGACGAGGAGGAGGACCCGCUGAUUUAUCAGCACCGGGCUCUGAAAGGCAACCUGGGAGAGACUCUUUCCAGUGGUCCCUUGGACAGUGGCCCAAUGAAGAAGCUGCAUGUUAGCACCACCAAUCUGCAGAAGGCUUGGGGAGCAGCUCGCAGGGUCUCCAAAGAUGACUGGCUUGAGUGGCUGAGAAGGCUGAGUGUGGAGCUGCUGAAAGAUUCCUCCUCCCCUGCCCUGCGCUCCUGUUGGUCUUUGGCACAGGCGUAUAAUCCUCUGGCCAGAGAUCUAUUUAACGCCGCCUUUCUGUCCUGCUGGUCCGAGCUGAAUGAAGAUCAGCAAGAUGAGCUUAUCCGCAGCAUUGAAAUGGCGCUGACCGCGCAGGACAUCGCGGAGGUGACGCAGACCCUGCUGAAUCUGGCCGAGUUUAUGGAGCAUAGCGAUAAGGGGCCAUUGCCGCUGAGAGAUGACAACGGAGUGGUGCUCCUUGGGGAAAGGGCAGCCAAAUGCCGGGCCUACGCCAAAGCGCUCCAUUACAAAGAGCUGGAGUUCCAGAAAGGAGCCACACCGGCGAUACUGGAAUCACUCAUCAGCAUUAACAAUAAACUGCAGCAGCCAGAAGCAGCCUCCGGGGUCUUAGAGUUUGCCAUGAAGCACUAUGGGGAGCUGGAGAUCCAGGCCACCUGGUACGAGAAGCUCCAUGAAUGGGAGGAUGCCCUCGUUGCUUAUGAAAAGAAGAUUGAGGUGAACAAGGAUGAUUCGGAGCUGAUUUUAGGCCGUAUGCGUUGCCUGGAGGCUCUCGGAGAAUGGGGGCAGCUUCAUCAGCAAUGCUGUGAGAACUGGACUAACGUCAGCGAGGAGGCGUGCGCCAAGAUGGCGAGGAUGGCAGCAGCUGCGGCGUGGGGAUUAGAGCAGUGGGACAGUAUGGAGGAGUACACGUGCUUGAUCCCAAGAGAUACCCAUGACGGAGCAUUCUAUAGAGCUGUGCUGGCUCUCCACCAAGACCUCUUCUCACUCGCUCAGCAGUGUAUUGAUAAAGCCAGGGACAUGCUGGAUGCUGAACUGACUGCAAUGGCUGGGGAAAGCUACAGCCGGGCUUACGGGGCCAUGGUCACCUGCCAGAUGCUGUCUGAGCUGGAGGAAGUGAUACAGUAUAAGUUGGUACCUGAGCGGCGGGAGAUUAUUCGCCAGACCUGGUGGGAUCGGCUACAGGGCUGUCAGCGCAUCGUUGAAGAUUGGCAGAAGAUCUUGAUGGUUCAGUCCCUUGUGGUCGGUCCCCAUGAGGAUAUGAGGACUUGGCUGAAGUAUGCGAGCUUGUGCAGCAAGAGCGGCCGUCUGGCGCUGUCACACAAGACAUUAGUGAUGCUGCUGGGUGUGGACCCAGCGCUGGAGAGCGACCAGCCCUUACCCACCGCUCACCCGCAGGUCACCUAUGCCUACAUGAAGUACAUGUGGAAGAGUACGCGAAAGGCCCCUCGUGCGACACAGAUUGAGGCGUUCCAGCACAUGCAGAAGUUUGUGAAUAAUGUCCAGCUGCAGGCGCAGCACCUCGCAGAUGACCCGCAGCGUAAGCAGGAGCUGCAGAAGCUGAUGGCCAGGUGUUUUCUGAAACUCGGUGAAUGGCAGCUGAAUUUGCAAGGUAUUAAUGAGUGUACAAUCCCCAACGUUCUGGAGUACUACAACGCUGCCACAGAGCAUGACCACAACUGGUACAAGGCCUGGCACGCUUGGGCUGUCAUGAACUUUGAGGCAGUGCUACACUUCAAACACCAAAACCACCCGCGGGAGGAGAAGAAGGUCCGCCACCCAAGCAAUGCCAGCGCCAACACGGAGGGCAGCGAAAGUGAAAGUGAAGGAGACAGCCCGGAGAAUAGUCCCUUGCCCUCUCCUGUACAGAAGAAGCCACCAGAGGAUAUCUCUCACACCCUCCUGCAGUACACCGUGCCAGCCGUGCAGGGAUUCUUCCGCUCCAUCUCUCUCUCACGGGGAAACAACCUGCAGGACACCCUGAGAGUUCUCACUCUUUGGUUUGACUUUGGCCACUGGCCGGACGUGAACGAAGCUCUGGUGGAAGGGAUAAAGACCAUUCAGAUAGACACCUGGCUGCAGGUCAUUCCACAGCUCAUCGCUAGGAUAGAUACUCCCAGACCUCUCGUUGGGCGGCUGAUCCACCAGCUGCUGACGGAUAUCGGCCGAUAUCACCCACAGGCGCUGAUUUAUCCGCUCACCGUGGCCUCCAAAUCCACAACCAGUGCACGACACAACGCAGCCAACAAGAUCCUGAAGAACAUGUGUGAGCACAGCAACACUCUGGUCCAGCAAGCUGUGAUGGUGAGCGAGGAGCUGAUCCGUGUGGCCAUUCUGUGGCAUGAGAUGUGGCACGAGGGUCUGGAGGAGGCAUCACGUCUAUACUUUGGGGAGAGGAACGUAAAAGGCAUGUUUGCUGUGCUGGAUCCUCUUCAUGCCAUGAUGGAGAGGGGGCCUCAAACACUAAAGGAAACUUCUUUUAACCAGGCUUAUGGCAGGGAUCUGAUGGAAGCCCAGGACUGGUGCAGGAAGUACAUGAAAUCUGGCAAUGUGAAGGACCUGACGCAGGCCUGGGAUCUGUAUUACCAUGUCUUCAGGCGCAUCUCCAAGCAGCUGCCUCAGCUUACUUCCCUUGAACUUCAGUACGUCUCGCCCAAACUUCUCAUGUGCAGAGAUUUGGAAUUGGCUGUGCCAGGGACAUAUGAUCCCAAUCAGUCAAUAAUCCGUAUCCAGUCCAUUGCUCCUUCACUUCAGGUCAUCACCUCCAAGCAGAGGCCUCGGAAGCUAACACUAAUGGGGAGCAAUGGGCACGAGUUCAUGUUCCUGCUGAAGGGACACGAGGACCUGCGGCAGGACGAGAGAGUGAUGCAGCUUUUUGGACUAGUAAACACUCUCUUAGCGAAUGACCCGGCGUCUCUGCGGAAGAACCUCAGCAUCCAGAGAUACGCAGUAAUACCUCUAUCCACUAACUCGGGGCUGAUAGGCUGGGUGCCGCAUUGUGACACACUACAUGCCCUAAUCCGAGACUAUCGCGAGAAGAAGAAGAUCCUGCUGAACAUUGAGCAUCGCAUCAUGCUGAGGAUGGCUCCAGAUUAUGAUCAUCUCACCCUCAUGCAAAAGGUGGAGGUGUUUGAGCACGCUGUGAAUAACACUGCUGGGGAUGACUUGGCCAAGCUACUCUGGCUAAAAAGCCCCAGCUCAGAGGUCUGGUUUGACAGGAGAACAAAUUACACCCGUUCUUUGGCUGUGAUGUCCAUGGUCGGAUACAUUCUCGGCCUGGGUGACAGACAUCCUUCUAACCUGAUGUUGGAUCGCCUCAGCGGGAAAAUUCUACACAUUGACUUUGGGGACUGUUUUGAGGUGGCCAUGACCAGGGAGAAGUUUCCUGAGAAGAUCCCGUUCCGUCUGACAAGGAUGCUGACCAAUGCCAUGGAGGUCACGGGCCUGGAUGGAAACUACCGGAUUACCUGCCAUACGGUAAUGGAGGUGCUGCGGGAACACAAGGACAGCGUGAUGGCAGUGUUGGAAGCCUUUGUGUAUGAUCCCCUCCUGAACUGGAGACUUAUGGACAAAAUGUUGGAGACUGUGGAGCUCGGGGAGACUGCACACAAGAAGCCGGGGAGCACCGUUCCGGAGUCUAUCCAUACAUACAUCGGUGAUUGUUUGGUUCAGCCGGAAGCUUUGAAUAAAAAAGCUAUACAGAUUAUUAACCGGGUGCGAGAUAAACUGACAGGCCGAGACUUUUCACAUGAAGAAACGCUCGACGUGGCCACACAGGUGGAACUGCUGAUAAAACAGGCCACGUCACACGAGAAUCUGUGUCAGUGCUACAUUGGAUGGUGUCCCUUCUGGUAGGGACUGUGGACACUUCCAUUGGAUGGAUGGAGUUGUCGGCAGUGACUGGACCGUAGAUCCCGACUUGCAGGUCACCGGUGGACAAAGCCCAUCUUCAGCGGAGAGCUCUUCAAUAAAGUGCGAGCAGAGUGUUCUCCUCCCGGUGGGAGAUGGACUUGUGUAUAGAGAUUGCACAGUGCCACACCAAUCAGGACUACAAAGUGUGUGCAAUGUGACUGUAUAACGAGAGCCCGGCACACCCGCCACCCAACUCCAAUCAACAAGACUCCAAACAAUGAAUGAUGGGUGGCCAUACGUUAUGUAGCUGUGAGGAAUCAUGAUUGUUGAUAAAAGGAACAUGAUGCAGAGUA